Messenger RNA from Xylaria bambusicola, 1065 nucleotides. RefSeq lists its product as uncharacterized. The transcript has a single exon. Lineage: Eukaryota; Fungi; Ascomycota; Sordariomycetes; Xylariales; Xylariaceae. Bases 316 to 651 code for a protein of 111 amino acids. The record is from RefSeq and is a predicted model, not a curated record.
GCCCAUGAGUCGAGGCAACUGGCUUCUCGAUUCUCGCCACCGGCAUCUCGACUCUGCUAGUAGUCGCGUAGAAGACGCAACCAGCCAAGAUUUCAAGGCCCCAGGUCAUUUAUAUCUGCGUAUCUGUCUGGAUAAUCGCCAUCACCACCGGCACGGUCGCCACGGCGCUCGGAGUGAUGGUGCCCGUUGGCAAUAACUGGUAUUCGAUCGCGGCUGAUUGCACCGAUCUGCGUCACGCCCUUACGCACGGCUGUAGGCUGGCUAUUGUCUUCCUAUGCAUACAUAUACUGGUAUUUUCAACGCCACAAUAAGUCAAUGCUUAUUGACGAGUCGGAAAGCGAGGCCGAUAGAGGAUUUGGCUCACAGCUAGACCGGUCAAAUGCCCCGACACUGGAGACUUCACCAUCGUCCACAUUGCCUAAAGUGUCGGGGAGCAAUGGGAUGGGGCAUACAUCCUUUGCUAACGAUGAAAUACGUCAGCGAUCACAGAAGAUGGAACGAGAGCUGCGGCGGAUGCUCAUAUUGAACGGGUAUCCCUUUCUCUAUGUGAUUCCGUGGAUACCUGGCAUCACGAGUCGCUUCCUACAAGCUUCGGGGAAUAACGCCGCUGCGAACAGUCGCCUGCUGAUGGGCCUCCAAACAUCUGCGUAGUUUGUCGGAUUAGCUACCGCAGUGACGUAUGGGUGGAACAAGCAAUGGCAGCGUGGACAAUAAAAUAGAAUCAUGUAUCAAAGACUACCUUUCUAAACACAGAAAAUGGAUUGCGACAACGUAUAACGAGAGUAUGGGUGAUGACAUAAGAGGAAACGCGUAAAGUGUUAAUGGUCUCUAAGACCAGCUCUUCAGAUAUCUUCCGUAUAGUGUUUACAGCGCUGAUUUGGCUCGCGGAUGGUUAAGGAUGAAAGACCAAAAGGAGGAAAUACCGGAUUAUUAGCUCUUUUGAGUUUCAAUAUCCUAACGUGACCAACUAGAAAAGGCCAGCAGUCUAUGAUGAAAACUAAGUCAAGUCAACACACUCCGAAGCUCAAAGAGUUAGUCAAUCACGCAUAUAUCAACCGACAGGAG